GAUUCCCGUUCCAAAACCCCCUUCAAAAUAUUGAAACAAAAAAAUAUUGGUGGAGAGUAUGGAUACUGAUUAGUGGAGAGUACAAGGCCCCAAUGCAAAUAGCUCCUUUUAGAUAAACUGCAGAGCAAUUCGAACCUCCCAAGAAUGUUGAUAUAGUUUUGAAGAGAGCAGAGAUGGCAACCACCGUCUCUUCGUUUGUCUUUUCCGGAGCCAACUCCCGUUUCCUUCUCUCACAUCCAAUUGAUUCGAGCCGGCCGCUUCCACUCCACCGUCUCCGAUUGCAGAGUCGAUGCGCCAUUGCCACUUCUUACUCUCCUGCUCCGUCGGUGUUGUAUAGGUGUUCGAGGAAAAAGAUCAUAAGGUCAUUCAAGGAGGAAACCUCAGUUCCAGAGGCUGCGGCUGAAGGUGAAGAUGCGUCUUCUUCGCCGCAGGACAUAGCUGACGAGACCGUUUCGGUUCCAGUGUCCCCUUCCGACGCCCUCACCAUGUUCUUCCGCGCCGAAGGAACUAUGAAUGACGCAUUAAUUCCUCAAGUGACCAAGGCUUUAGAGUUCAAAUAUCUGCAGGAAAUAGAAGGUAUAUCAGAUCUCAAAGUUCAAGUUGCCGAGAGCAUGGCAAGUGUGGAGUUGACAAAGCAAACAGUAAUACAAGCUACAGGGGUGGCUUCAAGUUUAGUUGAGACUAUACAAGGUUCAGGCUUCAAGUUGCAAACAUUGAAUUUGAGCUUUAAGGAUGGUGAAGAUCUGUAAUAGGCUUGGCAUGAGAUCAUGCUUCCAGAAUGAGUAUGCUUGCCCUUUGGCAUUGCUGCCAGCUGAGUAGGCAUGUGUUGUUAGUAUCAUACUUGAUAAGAUACAUUUCCAUAUUUAUAUGGUUCUUUUUGGGUUACUUAAUUGGUACUUAGGUUGCUUUUGUAUUCCAGUUUGUAAUUGGCUUGUUAUAACAAAAGCUUUUUUUUGUACAGUCCUUUUUUUUCCUGUAGUUUAAGAAUGUGUUCAGUUUUAACAAAAAGUUUAAGGGGUAAAUUAAUGAUUGAACUACACAUUUACUACUAUGAGUGAUGAGUGAUUUUCCCAAG
Molecule: messenger RNA, 1075 nt
Organism: Cuscuta epithymum
Lineage: Eukaryota; Viridiplantae; Streptophyta; Magnoliopsida; Solanales; Convolvulaceae
Source: the annotation of a GenBank genome assembly